UGUCUUCGCGGUCAAGCGAUACACCCAGAAAGCCACGUGAAGUAAUUCGUCAAUUUCGGCUCGAUGACCGUGGUCGCGAGGGUGCGCUAUAUUUUUCCCACUAGGAAAAGUCAAAAUUCAAAAGUGACGAAUGACAAUAAUAUUAUGUAAUUUUAAAUCCUUUGAUUUUCCGUAAAAUACAGUAUCGCCAUCGAUAGUAUUUUCCGACAUAUACAGUAUCGCCGUCGAUAGUAUAUUCCGACCGAGCAUGGUUCGUUAUCACUGAAUUGAUUAAAAUAUACCGAGAUAACAUUCAAAAAGAAAGCCCAAAUCCCCAAAACCAACUUGCACGUUCUCCUUUCGCCUGGAUUCCGACAUGAAUAUUUAAAUAAUAAAUCCCUAGUAUUAUUUUAUGUUAUUAUAAUUUGUAAAUCGCAAUAAAAUAUUGUAUUUUUUGUACGCGUCACAAAUCGUCAACUACUAAAUAAUGUUUCCCCACUAGCAGUGGAGAUAGAAUUAUUUUGAUCAUUAUUUUCGUUUUUGAAUCGUUCACAUGAAGCGUUUUCAAUAUUUACUUUGGUUCGCUCACGAGCAUGUGUCUUUUCGGUUACAUGAGAUUGAAGCUAUUGCGUCUGUACUGAAAAUACCUAUAAAAUGGAUUGAACCUCCAUCCGAUAAACCAUGGUAUCUGGUUGAGCUACCAUCAGAAGAGGCGGUACAAAAAUUGUCAGCUCGUUCAGUAACUAUGAGACGUGCUAUACAUUUAUGGGCUGAUGAACCAACUGUGCCAAGACUCCAUGCGUCAUUAAAAGAAAAAUGUUUAAAUGGUUUACUUGAACCAUAUAAACUAAAAUCAUUCAAAGUAGAUGUAGAUUUAUUUUGUAAUUCACAAACACAGGAAGAAAAACUUGAACGCAUAGAAUCGUUCAGUUAUAUGCCAUUUCAAGGACACGUGGAUCUUAAAAAUCCAGAUGUUACGUUUCAAUAUAUUGAGUACUAUGGUUUAGAUCCAAAAAUUGUGCCAGCAAAUCCUACUCGUACAUUUUUCGGCCGAGUAGUGUCUGAAAGUGGACGACCAUUAAUACAUGAAUUAUCAUUAAAAAAACGUACAUUUAUUGGCAAUACUAGUAUGGAUCCACAGCUUUCUUUAUUAAUGGCAAAUUUAGGAAAAGUUUCUAAUGGUGAUUUAGUAUUGGAUCCAUUUGUUGGAAGUGGUUCAUUGUUAGUUGCUGCUGCAAAAUUUGGUGGCCAUGUAAUUGGAACAGAUAUUGACUUCUUAAUGCUUCAUGGGCGUACAAGGCCUACAAGAAAACAGACAAGACAUAUAGCUAGAAAAGAUGAAAGUAUUGAAGCCAAUAUGGUGCAAUAUUCUUGUGUUGACAAAUAUAUUGAUGUAAUUGUUGCUGAUUCAGCUUUACCGUUUUGGCGCAGUGAUGUAGAAUUUGACUGUAUCUUAGCAGAUCCUCCAUAUGGUAUUAGAGAACCAACUGAACGAAUAGGCUCUAAAGAAUCUUUACCUAUUAUUAAGAAGGAAGGAUCUCCUGUACAUUUCCCAUCCAAAAUAGAAUAUGGAUUAAAUGAGAUCAUCAAAGAUCUUAUGUGGUUUUCUUCCAAACAUCUUAAGUUACAUGGAAGAUUGUUAUUUUGGGUACCAGUAUUUCGACAAGAUUACAAUGAUGCACAGAUGGCUAGACAUAGUUGUUUUAAAUUAAUAGGAAACUGUGAACAGGUGUUGACGACAUUCACAGCUAGGCGGCUUUUGGUUUAUGAAAAAAUUAAAAUGCCUCAAGAUACUGAUGAAUGUAGUUCUGCAAUACCAGCUGCUAGUACUUUUAGAGAAAAAUAUUUUACUCAUGGUGAUGAAAAUCGUCUAACAAGAAAGCAAAAAAAAGCAGAGGCAGCUAAGAACAAAGAAAUUUGGUUUGCAAAAUUAAAUAAUGUUAAUGUGAAAUAAGACCAAAUUGUAAGCUCAGCAAUCAAUAAAUAAAGAUUAACAUAAGUAAAUAA
Acyrthosiphon pisum (pea aphid) is the source of this 1986-nucleotide messenger RNA. Its product is annotated as tRNA (guanine(10)-N2)-methyltransferase homolog. The transcript has 9 exons. Gene Ontology annotation, cellular component: cytoplasm. Gene Ontology annotation, biological process: methylation. Lineage: Eukaryota; Metazoa; Arthropoda; Insecta; Hemiptera; Aphididae. The record is from RefSeq and is a predicted model, not a curated record. Gene Ontology annotation, molecular function: tRNA (guanine(10)-N2)-methyltransferase activity; nucleic acid binding. The coding region runs from base 533 to 1933 and encodes 466 amino acids.